This is a messenger RNA of Scophthalmus maximus (turbot), 5235 nucleotides long. Its product is annotated as atrial natriuretic peptide receptor 2. Gene Ontology annotation, molecular function: peptide receptor activity; guanylate cyclase activity; protein kinase activity. The transcript has 23 exons. The coding region runs from base 1176 to 3878 and encodes 900 amino acids. The record is from RefSeq and is a predicted model, not a curated record. Gene Ontology annotation, biological process: receptor guanylyl cyclase signaling pathway; cGMP biosynthetic process; intracellular signal transduction. Lineage: Eukaryota; Metazoa; Chordata; Actinopteri; Pleuronectiformes; Scophthalmidae.
GCACAGCAUGGACCCAGCCUGCCUUGUGUCAAUUCCAGGCUGUUGCUGAUGCCGGUGUAAUGAUGUGGGAAUGUUUUCAUCCCACACUUUACCAUUACCAAUCAAUCAUCAGUUGAAUGUGACAGCCCAUCCUAGUGUUUUUUUUUUCUGACCAUGUGCAUCCCUUUUUAACCACAAUUUACUAUCUUGUAAUGGCCACUUCCAGCAGGAUAAGGCUCCACGUCAGACAGCGAAAGUCAUCUCUACCUGGUUUCAUGAACAUGACAAUGAGCUCUGAACUUCUGUGGCCUCCUCAGUCACCAAAUGUGAAUCCAGUGGAACACGUGGGAUGUGGCAGAACAGGAGUUUCUCAGCAUGAAUGUGCCACCCACAAAUCUGACGCAAUCAUGUCAACGUGGAUCAUAAUCUAAAUGGAAUGUAUACAAAAACUUGUGGAAUUCAUGUUACAAGUCACAGAGAACUGAGGCUGUUUUAAGAGCAAAGGGAGGCCCCACCUCCACUUUUGGUGUUAUUACCGUGUUCAGUGAGCGACAACUGGGGUUGCUCCAUCACAGCUUUGUUAAAUCACAAGGAAGAAUCAUAAAGCUUUUUUGUAGAAAUACAUAUUUAUCAAAGCAAGGAACCAAAAAAUGUAGCCAAUUUGCUUUAGUUUUUGUAUAAAAGCCUAUUUGUCGGUACGUAAGAGUAUGAAUAUUCUUUAGUUAUAAAUGUGUUUUUAGGGAGGUAUUGUCCAUAGAAGCCUACACAGGACGUCUCAGAGGGGCUACGAGCCAAACUGCUCCCAAAGUUUGCUCGUAUUGCUACUCUGAUAACUUCAGAUCUAGAUGCCAGGUGACAAAAAAUCUUUCAAGAUCUCAAACAGUGAAUCAUAAAAAAUUUGCCUUGAAACUUGAAAACAAACAAAGUCAACACUGAGGAAUGCACAAAUGGGGCAUGACACCACCCACAGGUGACCAACCGGAACAGGCCCUUACCUUGAAUUAGCUGUCGCUACAGGUUUGAAACAUAAAGUCCACAACUCAACAAACUAUCUAACAAAGGUUUAAUCAUUUUAGACAUUUAAUGCAGAAAAGUGAUAUUAUGAUAUUAUACCUUUAAGGCAGUACAACUGGAAUCGGCAGGGACCUCGGGCUGACAUUGACCUGUGGGCCAGUGAAGGUGACACAAUACAAUCUAUGAUUGGAGAGACUCUUCUGCUGAUUGGACAAUUAGAGACAGGGAAGAGGGGUCUUAAGGAACACUCAUUUGAGGAAGGGUGCUGUGGCGCACACACACACACACACACACACAGAGGGGGAAAUGAGGUCAUUCACCCAGUCAGUCAGUUUAGACCAGGUCUGGUCACGGCAGUAAACCUCCUCAUGGCUUUUCGGAUAGCAGCAUCCCUCCAACUGUAUUUCCUGCUGGGAGUAAAUGGCUGGCAUGACCUGGACAACACAGAGUACGACUGUUGGCCGAGCAACAGUCCAAAUGAUUACAACAUGAUCAGCUGUGGUGGUCUGGAAAUGGCAUGGGUGCAGCGUCCCCCAGAGAAAGUAACCAAUGGGGAGGAGUUCAAUGUUUCCUACACGGUGACGGCCUCAGAUUCCUUCUACGAGUACGCAGUCAGGAACAAGAUCUUCCAGUUUAGUGACGCGUCAGAGGCAAAGAGAUUCUGCCAUGAACACGAGUGUCCGGCAAACUGGAACAAUGCCAACGAAAUGAACUGCUGUGUGUAUCACGCCAACAUCCACUCGUGUCCUCUGGGCCUCAUGAAACAAGGUGGAAUCUGUGGACCGUGGAUUCCUGACGAUGGUAAAAUAGUGACUCACACUGUAUCCAAAGCAGGCAAGAUGACGCAGAAAUACUGGACUUCAAAGGUGGUGCUGAUCCACGUGGGAGUCACCUCAGUCAUUGCUCAUAUCAAAAUAGGACAGAUGCAUGCAGCGCUGGAGUCCAAAGUGCUUGUUGUCAGUGCCCAAGUGUGUGGGGAUGAUGUCUGCGAGCUGGAGGAGAACUGUCUGAACUGUCCCGCAGACUGCGGCAUCUGCCCCAUGUCCAUCACUAUCAAAGUAGCCAUAGGGCUCCCGGUCGCCCUCUUCAGCAGUGGAUUCAUCCUGACCAUGGUGUGGCUGCAGUACCAGAAACAAAAGAUGUUUUGGGACGAAAGCUGGAUCAUCAACUACAAGAACAUAAUAUUUGGUAGAGUGUGCUGUAUGGGAAACGGCAGCAUCACCAGCCUGCAGCGCAUCAAGAGUAACUCCACCAUCAGUCAAACCACUAAUGUGACUGUGUGCACCGGAGUCAGCAACUCUUUCAAACAAGGCUUCAUCCAGCCAGGCAUAUAUGAUGGGAGGACAGUGGCGGUGAAACACAUCCAGAAGAAACACUUCACCCUGUCUAAAACCAUCAGGAAGGAGGUGAAAGAAGUCAGACAACUGGACCACCCUAACCUGUGCAAGUUCAUCGGUGGUUCUAUCGAGGUGCCCUAUGUGUGCAUCAUCACAGAGUACUGCCCCAAAGGAAGCCUGUCUGACGUGCUGCUGAAUGAUGACAUCCCCAUCAACUGGGGCUUCAGGCUGUCCUUUGCCACCGACAUCGCCCGUGGGAUGUCUUACUUCCACCAGCACAAGAUGUUUCAUGGGAGACUUCACUCCAGAAACUGUAUUAUUGACGACCGCUGGGUGUGCAAAAUCUCAGAUUAUGGGCUCACGGCCUACAGAAAGGAGGACUUUGAGGCUACCAGCAAUGGCUUCAACUGUAGGGAUAUGAAUCGUAUUUACUGCGCUCCGGAGGUCCUGCUGGGCAGCAGCUCCAGUAUGACACUGGCAGCGGACAUCUACAGCUACUCCAUGAUUCUGGUUGAGAUUGCAACUCGCUCUGACCUCAUUUCAGACCAGACUGAGGGGAUUAGGAUGGAUGUCAUGUGGCGCCCCCCGCUGCCUGAACUCAAAGCAGGGAAGGCCGAUACUGACUGUCCCAGUCAAGGACACUACUGUGAGCUCAUUAAGAAGUGCUGGUCUCACAACAUCACCAUGAGGCCCACAUUUGAGCAGGCGAAGAAGAUGCUUGACAGGAUGAACCCACACAAAGUCAGCCCAGUGGACAUGAUGAUGAACCUGAUGGAGAAGUACAGCAAACAUCUGGAGGCCAUAGUCGCAGAGAGAACGCAGGACCUUCUUCAGGAGAAACAGAGGACAGAUCGAUUGUUAUACAGUAUGUUACCAAAGCCGGUUGCUGAUGACCUCCGUCAAGGUCGAACAUCUGAAGCUCAGAGCUUCUCCAAUGCCACCGUCUACUUCAGCGAUAUUGUUGGAUUUACUCAGUUGUCUGGUGCCAGCACUCCCCACCAGGUUGUGGACUUCCUCAACCAGCUCUACACCACCUUUGAUGACAUUAUUGACAAUUACGACGUCUACAAAGUGGAGACAAUAGGCGAUGCUUACAUGGUGGUCUCUGGGGUCCCCGAAGAAAAUGGCAUCAAUCAUGCUGGAGAGAUAGCCAGCAUGGCCCUGGAUUUGGUCAGUGUCUGCCACAAUUUCAAGAUCCCCCACAAGCCUAACACACAGUUAAAGAUACGUGCUGGCAUCCACUCAGGACCUGUUGUGGCUGGUGUGGUUGGCACCAAAAUGCCACGCUACUGCCUCUUUGGGGACACCGUCAACACGGCAUCACGGAUGGAAUCAACCAGUGAAGCACUGAAGAUCCAGGUGAGUGGUGCCACAGCUGACCUUCUUCACACACUCAGAGGUUACGUUCUGAACUGCAGAGGAUCACUUGACGUGAAGGGCAAGGGGGAGAUGACAACAUGGUGGCUUGAGGCAAAGAGAGACGACGACACAGACCCGUUGCUCAGGACAUCUGAAUCAAGAAGAGUCCCAGUACCAGUUAGUGAUUAAAUCUAGGUAGAGCCUAUAAUGUGGAAAUAAAUAUAUGAAAAUUAAAGAGAUAUUGUGAUAUGUAAGAUGAAUAAUCAUGAUACAUUUAUGUCUUAAGAGCAAUGGGUAGUCUGUCACACUGAACUGUAAAUACACUCAGAUGAUAAUUGUGUCUAAUUGUGUCUAUUCUCAUAAUUAUAGUGUUAUGACCAAGGUUAAUAGUGACAAGCAAAUCAAAGUGAUGAUGAGAAGAAAUGCACACUAUCUACAAAAAAAAUAAAAUUGUAAUAUGAUUGCGCAGGACAUGGUCAUAUUUUUGCACUUGUUGGGAAGAAUCUACAAAAAUAUGCAGGAAAAACAUGCCAGGGCGGAGGAAAUGCUACUUUUGUUUCACAUAAUUAUUCAUUGUCUAUCAUAUAUAGCUUAAUAAGUUUUGUUGUUUCUUAUAAAUUAAAAGUAAAGUAGAUAUCCACUGCCUGAAACUUUUAGACAACUUGUUUUACAGUAAUUAAAAAACAACAACAUAUUUAUAUUCACUUUCGCACCUUUAGAGUCUGAUUCCUUAAAUUUCAAAAAUGUUUUUGUGGGUUUGCUUUGAAGUUAUCACAUUUUCACAUGCAGAGUAGAUUCAACACAAAACUCCUAUAGUUUCAUUUUGUAGAAAAAGAAUGUACAGUUGUUCAUAGAUUUUAUUAGAAAAGUAUUGCUUACUGGUCAGGGCAAUUAUUUAUUUCAUUUAUUGUUGUUAUAUUUAGUGGUCAUAUGAUUUACAUUAAAAUUACUUUAAAGUCACAAGUUUGUUCAUUUUUCUGGUGAAACAAUUUAGUUACAAGUGCAUAAUAGUAAACAUAUGAUGCAUAACAGUCACUUCAUUGUCACUAUGUGACAUUUCUGUCAUCUUUAUCCUUACAUAUUUGAUGAUCAUUCUCUUGGCAUCACAAAUUAUGGAACGAUUAUAUCAGAAUAGAUAGACUUGGUUUGUUCUUGGUUUAUUGGGAUGUAAAAAAAAAAUCAAGAGAUUUUAUUUUUUUUGCAUUUUAGUUUCUUUAUGAGAUGAUUUUAAACAAUAACAUGGGUAUAAUUAAAAUUACAUUUUAAACUAGAAAUUUCUGCCUUCUGCAAAAUACACUGCUAUGUUGAAUUUGAAUGUAGAAGCAGUUGAGCAAGUGUUACAAGAAAGGAAAGGGGGAAAGGAUAUAAUCUGUAGUAGUGUACAGUGAGCUUGAAAGGUGUCAAAUAAGGAACAUUCAUAUUUUGAGUUUAUGAAAUAAUGUUCACAAACAAUUGUAACCUGUAGCAGUUGUAUAUCACCUCGUGUUCAUGUAAAAUGCAUUCAUGAAUAUGCAUGUGUCAAUAAAAUAAUACAAAUUCUCACAAA